GCAUUUAUGUUUGCUAUGAUUGUGCUGACUAAUGCCCUGGACGCACAACUGGAUGAUUGUAAAAUCGAGAGUGAUCCGGUGAAAAGGUCUGUCCAGUGCUCUCAUGGUUGGACUCCGCUCAACGGCCGCUGCUUCCGUUACAUUCCAAGGCCCAUGAGUUGGGCCAAAGCUGAGAAAAAUUGUUUAUCCAUGAGGGGAAACCUGGCAUCGGUUCACGACAUUGAGGAGUACCAUGAGAUCCAGAGGCUGAUCCUGACUUCUGGCCAUGAGUAUAAACAGACCUGGAUUGGAGGCACUGAUGCACAAGAGGAGAAUCAGUGGUUUUGGAGUGACGGUACUCCUUUCCACUUUACCAACUGGUGUUCUGGAGAGCCUAGUAAUACAUGGAACAUACAUGGAAAUCAGCAUUGCCUUCAAAUGAACUAUGGAUAUCGGAAGUGCUGGGAUGACUUACAGUGCUCCUACCCUAGACCAUCUCUCUGUGCCAUUAAAGGCAACUGAACAUUCUUUAAUUCUAUCCUUUACUCUAUUGCUGUUAAACAACUUAUGAAAACAAAAGACUUGCAACAUUUACUGAUUUAUCAUUAAUUCUUUGGACUUCUUCCUAAUUAAAUAAUCUGAAUUUGUUGUGGAAGUCUGCUUUAACCGCUGCUUUAUUCUGUUGAAAA
Cyprinodon variegatus (sheepshead minnow) is the source of this 668-nucleotide messenger RNA. RefSeq names its product type-2 ice-structuring protein-like. Lineage: Eukaryota; Metazoa; Chordata; Actinopteri; Cyprinodontiformes; Cyprinodontidae. Gene Ontology annotation, molecular function: signaling receptor activity. Bases 7 to 501 code for a protein of 164 amino acids. The record is from RefSeq and is a predicted model, not a curated record. The transcript has 6 exons.